AUGGAGACGGACGAUGAUCCAGAUCCCAAAAUGCCACCAUCAGGGACGCCGACGCAUCCCAUCGAGAUUUCCAGCAGAUCAUCUUUUCAUGGUUCGCCAUACAGAGGCCCUGAUAUCUGGGCCGAAAGGUGGAGCACAUAUAAGUGGGAGUAUACUCCCCCUCACCACAACUCACCGCCACAUCAGCGGGCCCCCUCAGAGGACCCACAUUUUCAGGCGGUCAUGCCACCGUCACCACCAGCACCAGAGCAGCCACCGCCUCCAGAACCAUCGAGGCGAAGAAGAACUGCACGGAUGUCCGUGCGUGGGGGUUUUCGUUUCAGCACCCCCCACCUCCACUACCCUCCGCUCUAUGAAGACCCUCAAAUGGGUGGGCCUUCAAAUGUUGUUUCUGAAGUCGACUCUGCACCAGUCGCACCUGCACCACCCAUGGGUUGUGAAAACCCAAUUCCAUCUUACCCAGAUGCAGCUGGGUAUAACCCGUUUGAGCAGCAAGCUUAUUCGGGUUAUAACUACAACAAUGCACCUGCCGUCGACCCAUACGUCGAUGCAGCAAACUUCAAUGCUCUCUACCCCUCGCCCUUUCCACCUGUGUACCCAAUUGGGUACCCUGCAUAUGGGUAUCAAUACCCACCACCUCCACAACCUCAGCAGCAGCAGCAGCCGCCGCAACCGCCACUUCAACAGCCUCAGCAGCAAGAUAUCCUCCAAAGGUUGCAUGAGGUGGAACAAAGGGUAGAACAAGAGCAAAGAAGUCGUCGGGGUCUUCUAAAGGGAUUGGCAAACCUCAUUAAGGGGAAAAAGAAGAGGGAUCAUUGGAGACCCUUAUUUAUUGUAUUGUAA
Molecule: messenger RNA, 843 nt
Organism: Helianthus annuus (common sunflower)
Lineage: Eukaryota; Viridiplantae; Streptophyta; Magnoliopsida; Asterales; Asteraceae
Product: leucine-rich repeat extensin-like protein 5
Exons: 1
Coding region: 1-843 (280 amino acids)
Source: RefSeq, a predicted model, not a curated record